This is a messenger RNA of Paramecium sonneborni, 1293 nucleotides long. NCBI's taxonomy places the organism in Eukaryota, Ciliophora, Oligohymenophorea, Peniculida, Parameciidae. The record is from the annotation of a GenBank genome assembly.
AUGAAAAAAGUAUCCCCAGAAAAUGAAUAAAAUAAUUAUGUAAAAUAAAUAAUUAUAAUUAAGUAUUGCUAAAAAAAACUGAAAGAAUCCUAAAAUUUUUUGGAAGUUCAAUAUUUCUAACUUUGGUCUUCUAUUUUUUAUUAGUAUUUUAACAAAAUCAGAACUUAGUAAUAAAGUUGUCAAUUUCUCUAAUAGCUGUAAUAAUUAGAUAUAAUAAUAUAAAAGUAUUUAUUUGAUCAAUUAACUUAGCUUGUUAAUUUUUAUAAUUAAUGAUAAACUACUUAUGUAAUAAUUUAUCUGAAAUUAGAAUAAAGUGAUUAUUUUUCAUUCCCUUUUACAGAGAGAAGAGUAAGCCAUCUGGUUUUAAUAUAAGGUAAUUAGGAAUAAAAAAAAAAGAUAAUAAUUAAGAAUGAUUUUAGAAAAACAAUGAAAAAGAAUUCACUAUCAUAUUGUUUUAAAUUGCUGAAAGAGCGUGAAUAAGAUGAAAUAAUACCCAUUUCUCCAGAUAAGCAAUUAUAAACAAAGAAAUUUGUUAAUCUAAAACCUUUAAAAAAAGCAAUAGAAAAAAUAACAAUAAUGAGAUAAGAACAAUAGAGUAGAAGAAAAUCAGCAUAUGGAGAGCAUUUUGGGGAAUUAACAUCAAAAUAAUUUCAGAAUCUCCCAACGUAAAUAGAAUAGCAUAAAUAAAUUGAUGGAUAAAGAUUUGCAUUAACAAGUUUUGCUGACAUUUUAGAGAGAAAAAAAAGAAAAAGAACAACAAAAAAGCAAAGUGUUUUAAGACAACUAUCAAAAUAAGAAUCCUUAGUUGGUAUGAUUUUAAUAAUAAUUUUAAUAGAGUAUGAUAACUUAGAAAGACCACCAUCUUGUAAAACUCCCCCAAAACAAAUUAUUUUGAAACAAUUAUAGAAAUCUUAAUUAGAAUUAAUAAAGGAAAAACAAUUUAAAUUAUUAGAUAAAAAGAUGAUAAACUUCUUGUCUGGAAAACCUGCAGAAGUUAAAGAAUUUGUACAAAGGAAAAAAGCUUAUACAAUAAAUUAUUAAGUAACAACACCGUUAUCUUCUUAAAUAACAGGUAAUCAUAGAAAUUCAACAUUCCCUUGUUUACCUUUGAAUAAAAUAAAUAGUUCUUAGACUAAUUAAAAUGAAUUAAAAUAUGUGCCUUAAUUAAGUAAUAGAUAGAUUUAGAAUAGAGAUAGACCUUAUAUUAGAUAUAAUAAAACCUUGAUAAAAUUAAUAAAUUCAGAGUAUAAAAGCAAUAUAUAAACAAUCUAAAAGUCAAGUUGCAACUUAUGA